Molecule: messenger RNA, 1198 nt
Organism: Paraphaeosphaeria sporulosa
Lineage: Eukaryota; Fungi; Ascomycota; Dothideomycetes; Pleosporales; Didymosphaeriaceae
Product: Molybdopterin binding protein
Exons: 4
Coding region: 57-944 (295 amino acids)
Source: RefSeq, a predicted model, not a curated record
ACCUCUCGCGACCAGUUCCCAACCACACUCACCGCGCCGCUUAUACGUCAUCAAUCAUGGCCGCCACCUCUGCGCAGAAGAAGGGGCUGAUUCACACGGCUGCGUGUCUCAUCAUUGGAGACGAGGUCUUGGGAGGCAAGACGGUAGACACGAACUCGGCGUACCUCGCCAAGUUUUGCUUCUCGGCCGGAAUCAACUUGAAACGGAUAGAAGUCAUCGCCGACGAUGAGAGCGAGAUCGUGGAGGCGGUUCGACGCAUGUCCAAGAAUUAUGACUUUGUAGUCACUUCUGGAGGCAUUGGCCCUACACACGACGACAUCACGUACCAAUCGAUAGCGAAGGCGUUCGACCUACCGUUAAAGCAGCACGAUGCAGCCUUUGAGCGCAUGAAGCGUCUCUCCAAGCCGCACCCUUCGCAACCCAACUUCGACUGGAACACCCCCUCCGCUGCACUCACUGCAAAGAAGCGCAUGAUUAUCCUGCCGUACAACGAUUCGAUACCAGAUGAAGAGCAAGUCAUCUUCAUUGAUGAUUCUCUUUGGGUGCCCGUAGCGUGCAUCAACGGCAAUGUACACAUACUGCCUGGCGUGCCGAGACUGUUCGAGAAGAUGUUAGAUGGACUCAAGUCUAAGCUGCUGCCCCGGCUCGCGGAUCCGGAGGGCAAGGGCGUGCUGCGGAUAUUGAUCUCGACCCCUCUUCCGGAGAGCGCCGUGGCCGAGUAUCUUACGCAGCUUGCGGCGCGGGCAGAGCCCAAGGGAGUCAAAGUGGGCAGCUACCCGAGGUGGGGCAAGGAGCACAACACGGUGACGCUGGUGGGCCGUGAUGUCGAGUUCAUGGAGUCAAUUGUUCCGGAGGUAGAGAAGGCGGUUCAAGGGCACCGUGUUGCGGUCGAAGGGGAGGACGACCCAGAGCAUACGGAUCCCAAGAAGACGGAGGUCGCGUAAGGCUGAGUGAGCUGCAUGUAAAUAGAAAGAGGGGCAGGCAAGUGAAACGUAUAUAGAUAUUAGAUGAUUUUUUGGGGCCGCAGCAGAUGACGGGCAGAACUUGUCGGCACGGCGGACGGGGUGCUGGGCUUCUCGAAGGCCCGUGGAAGGGCCUUGUGGCCCCCGUGCAGCAGCACCGAGCCCGUUCCCCAACGCAAGACAGCGGCGCGGUGGCGAUCUGCAGGGUGGUUCUCCAGAGGUGCUUGUUUCGCGAG